Molecule: messenger RNA, 1569 nt
Organism: Zasmidium cellare ATCC 36951
Lineage: Eukaryota; Fungi; Ascomycota; Dothideomycetes; Mycosphaerellales; Mycosphaerellaceae
Exons: 5
Coding region: 1-1569 (522 amino acids)
Biological process (GO): transmembrane transport
Cellular component (GO): membrane
Molecular function (GO): transmembrane transporter activity
Source: RefSeq, a predicted model, not a curated record
AUGGCAACAACGACGACGACGACGACCGUCGAGCUACAGACACUCGAGUCAAACUCGAAGCAUGUCACAAUCAACACCCACCUUCCGGCCUCCACUCCGUCACAUGAAAUCCUGUCCACGAGUCGAGCAGUACUCGUCAUUGCUCAAUUGAUCGGCCUGCAACUCUUCUCCAGUUUUUGCAAUGGCAUCGCCGUGGUUGGUCUGCCUGCCAUCAUCGACACAGUCAAGCUGGAGACGGGCCUUCUUCUCUGGCCCACGUCCGUCUUCUACCUCACCGCCGGCUCAUGUCUGAUGCUAGCUGGAUCGAUUGCAGAUGUCGUGGGUACGAGGCCGAUUAUCCUAGCGGCCAACCUGCUGCUCAUCGCCAGUGCUUUCGCCUGCGGCGGAGCACGAACCGGAGGCGAACUCAUUGCCUUCCGCGGCCUGCAAGGCGUCUCCUUCGCCAUGGCGGUCCCAGCAUCUGUGUCUAUCAUCUCCACCAACAUUGCGGUUGGGCGGCCGCGGAACCUGGGGUUCUCGUGUCUCGGGUUCUCCAGUCCGCUCGGAUUCUUGCUGGGUCUCGUUCUGGGAGGUGUCAUGGUGGACAGUGUCGGAUGGCGUCCAGCGUUCUACCUUGCCGGGGCUACGACUGCUGCGUUAUGUGUCUUCGGCUUUUGGGCUUUGCCACAUGAUCCUCGGCCAGCAAGACCCAUGCGCACGAUAUGGAAGCAGCUUGCUUUGGAGAUUGAUUGGGUGGGAACAAUGAUUCUCAGUGCUGGAAUAUCGAUCCUGUCAUACGUCUUGGCGAUGCUCUCAUCCGAUAUCAACAACAUCCGCCGCGCUUCCAACAUUGCGCUGCUGGUCAUCAGUGUUGCCACGAUUCCAGCGUUCAUCUGGUGGAUGAACUAUCAAGUCAAGCACAACCGUCCAGCAGUGAUGCCAAAUGCACUUUGGCGCAACGCUAGCUUUACGAGCAUUUGUAUCAUGGUACUGUUGUCCAAUGCAGUCAGCAAUAACAUGGAGCUGUUCUGCAGUUUGUUCUUCCAACAAGUCCAAGGCCUCUCAGCGCUCGACGCAUCAAUCCGCAUUCUCCCCGCCCUGAUUACAGCGGUGCUCAUCAACAUCUCGAUUGGAUACUUUGUGAAUCGACUGCCAAUCAUGUUGGUGGUAUUGACAGCCUCCGCGGCCACCGCUCUAUCGCCACUUCUCAUGGCCGUCAUCAAACCACAAUGGCCAUACUGGUACAUGGCGUUCACCGCACAGGUUUUCCUGCAAGUCUGCACCAACACCCUCUUCACCGUCGGUCUACUCAUCAUCUCCGCGGUGUUUCCCUCCCGCACCCAGGCGUUAGGCGGCGCCGUGUUCAACACCUGCGCGCAACUCGGCACCUCGAUUGGCUUAACCGUAACUCAAGUCAUCACCACAACAGUCACGGCCAACUCGGACGAAGUCAACAAGUCGUCCCCGAAAGCCCUGAUGGAUGGGUAUCGGAUUGUCUUCUGGGCCUUGUUUGCCAUGAUGGUUUUGGUGGGUCUCACAGGUGCGUUGGGGUUGCGGAGGGUAGGGAAGAUUGGUGUGAAGCAAGAUUGA